Molecule: messenger RNA, 1095 nt
Organism: Oncorhynchus gorbuscha (pink salmon)
Lineage: Eukaryota; Metazoa; Chordata; Actinopteri; Salmoniformes; Salmonidae
Exons: 4
Coding region: 142-1095 (317 amino acids)
Source: RefSeq, a predicted model, not a curated record
CAGAGGCCAGACUGUCAGUGCUGCGUUACGAACCACUGCAGAGGCCAGACUGUCAGUGCUGCGUUACGAACCACUGCAGAGGCCAGACUGUCAGUGCUGCGUUACGAACCACUGCAGAGGCCAGACUGUCAGUGCUGCGUUAUGAACCACUGCAGAGGCCAGACUGUCAGUGCUGCGUUACGAACCACUGCAGAGGCCAGACUGUCAGUGCUGCGUUACGAACCACUGCAGAGGCCAGACUGUCAGUGCUGCGUUACGAACCACUGCAGAGGCCAGACUGUCAGUGCUGCGUUACGAACCACUGCAGAGGCCAGACUGUCAGUGCUGCGUUACGAACCACUGCAGAGGCCAGACUGUCAGUGCUGCGUUACGAACCACUGCAGAGGCCAGACUGUCAGUGCUGCGUUACGAACCACUGCAGAGGCCAGACUGUCAGUGCUGCGUUACGAACCACUGCAGAGGCCAGACUGUCAGUGCUGCGUUACGAACCACUGCAGAGGCCAGACUGUCAGUGCUGCGUUACGAACCACUGCAGAGGCCAGACUGUCAGUGCUGCGUUACGAACCACUGCAGAGGCCAGACUGUCAGUGCUGCGUUACGAACCACUGCAGAGGCCAGACUGUCAGUGCUGCGUUACGAACCACUGCAGAGGCCAGACUGUCAGUGCUGCGUUACGAACCACUGCAGAGGCCAGACUGUCAGUGCUGCGUUACGAACCACUGCAGAGGCCAGACUGUCAGUGCUGCGUUACGCAACCACUGCAGAGGCCAGACUGUCAGUGCUGCGUUACGAACCACUGCAGAGGCCAGACUGUCAGUGCUGCGUGCAGAGGCCAGACUGUCAGCGUUACGCCAGACUGUCAGUGCUGCUGAACCACUGCAGAGGCCAGACUGUCAGUGCUGCGUUAUAACCACUGCAGAGGCCAGACUGUCAGUGCUGCGUUACGAACCACUGCAGAGGCCAGACUGUCAGUGCUGCGUUACGAACCACUGCAGAGGCCAGACUGUCAGUGCUGCGUUACGAACCACUGCAGAGGCCAGACUGUCAGUGCUGCGUUACGAACCACUGCAGAGGCCAGACUGUCAGUGCACUUGA